AUGACGCAGAACAGCCUUAGAAUCCUGUCAGCAAAUGUACGAGGCUUCAGAACCAACGUUGGCGAGCUCACACACGCCGUCCUCAGGAACCGAGCUGAUGUGGUGGUGGCAGUCGAAACGUUUCUGAACGAUGAGUGUGUGACAUCGUGUGACAGGAUUCCUGGCUACUGCCACUGGGAGCGACGCGAUCGGAAAGACAGACAGGGCGGAGGUGUGGCUGUUUGUUACCGGGAGGGCCUGCGACUACAGUCACUCUCUGUCCCUGUCGCCGAGCACAUGGAGGCCAUGUUCUUCCGCCUCCUCCUCGCAGAUAUAAGCGCCGUACUUCUCGUCGCCCUGUAUCGCCCUCAGUGGCAAGGCAGCGAGCCCCUCACCUUCCUCACCGACCAGCUUGACACCAUCCUAGCCACCUACGACUGCCAGAGCACAGCCAUCGUGGGUGACAUGAACCAGCAUAUGGUAAGCAGGGCCUUCACUGAGCUGACAGUGGUCCACGGGCUCACAAACCACGCCACCUUUCCCACUCACAUGCGUGGGGGCUCGUUGGACCCUGUCUUGACCGACCUGCCCGGGGACUCAGUGCAAUGCCGCCCUCUGAAGAGAAUCGGCAGCUCCGACCAUAAUGCGGUGCUGACUGAACUCGGCCUCAACCCCUCGCGUGAGGAAGCAAGGCAACGCGUCAUCUGGCUGUGGCAGCGGGCAGACUGGCAAGCCAUGAAGCGGGCACUAGCUGACACUGACUGGGACGCCACAAUCAGUGGUGACGUUGACCACAAUGUGUCAGCCUUCUCUGCCACUCUCCUCCAAGCCCAGAGGCAGCAUGUCCCUCACAGGGCAUAUAAAGCCGACCCACGCGACCAGCCGUGGUUCGGCUAUAGGUACCGACUGGCUGCAGAGGAUAAGUACAGCGCCUGGAGGCAAUACAAGCUCCGUCCCUCCCAGCGUAACAAGGCUCUGCACCGCGCUGCAUGCAAGGCCAUGACAAGGACAGCAGCGUGGGCCAGUAAAAGGUGGGAAAACAGCCUCAGGAGGAAGCUGGCGUCCAACCAAGUUGACCCCAAGCAGUGGUGGUCCUUGGUGAAGGAAAGGCAAGGCACCGUCACGCAAGACAGGAUCCCGCCUCUCAAGACGCCUGCAGGGGGCCUGGCAGUACAGAACCAGGAUAAAGCUGACCUUCUGGCAAUCCACUUCAGCAGCAAGAUGACUAUCGAGGAGCCAGACAGGCAGCCCCCCCUCCUCCCCCGUCUGGGUAACUUUGUCCUGGAAAACCUGGAGAUCACAGAGGGCACAGUGACCAAACACCUCCGAGACACCAACACCAGGAAAGCCCCAGGCCCGGAUGACAUCAGCCCUUUCCUGCUGAAGCACUGUGCAGGGGAGCUGUUGCACCCCCUCACACGUAUCUUCAGACAGUGCCUAAGUGCAGGGGCCUGGCCGACCCUGUGGAAAGAGCACCAGCCUUGCAGCCCCGCCUCGCGUUCCCUGGGGAGGCACCGUACGCGUGGCACUCAGUCCCCGCACCACCGCGCCGUGCCUCCGCCGCCGGGCUCCUCCAGCACCUGA
Eriocheir sinensis (Chinese mitten crab) is the source of this 1563-nucleotide messenger RNA. RefSeq lists its product as uncharacterized. The coding region runs from base 1 to 1563 and encodes 520 amino acids. The record is from RefSeq and is a predicted model, not a curated record. Lineage: Eukaryota; Metazoa; Arthropoda; Malacostraca; Decapoda; Varunidae. The transcript has 2 exons.